Plasmodium cynomolgi strain B is the source of this 1099-nucleotide messenger RNA. RefSeq lists its product as hypothetical. The record is from RefSeq and is a predicted model, not a curated record. Lineage: Eukaryota; Apicomplexa; Aconoidasida; Haemosporida; Plasmodiidae. Bases 1 to 579 code for a protein of 192 amino acids. The transcript has 2 exons.
AUGUUUUUUUCACCCCGGUUUCGCACCAUUAGUAUUGUCUCUGUGUCCUUUUUUUUUCUUACAAUUUUUUUAAGUCUUCUUUUUGUUCGCCACAAUGAUAACGCGGUCAGGGGAGUGGUUCUAAAAAAUGGCCACCACUCAAAACAUCUAACAUCGCAGAACGCAGCACCGAUGAUUUACCAAGCAUUGGAUUUUACGCAGAACAAGAGAUUAGCUGGCAAGUGGAGGAGACGAAAAAGAAAACCCCUUUCUUUUCUCAAUUUGGAAAAAAAAAAAUUACCACACCUCCUUUGUUUCCACAGUGAAGAUUGCGAAUACUGCAACAGUAUGAAAAAGCUGCUAACCAAAUUAAAGGAAGAAGAAGGGGUUAAUUUUUUAAAAUUAGAAAUGUAUGAAAAUUCAUACAACUUUGAGUUGCUGCAGCAGCUGGAUUAUGAUAAUUUAUGUGGGGGGUUGCCUUAUUACUAUAACUUGAAGACGCACUACAAUAUUUGCGGAGCCACGACCUACCACAACUUGAGGAAUUGGGCCCUGGACAAGAAGUGCAAUCCCAAUGAACCUCCCAGUGAAGAAUUUUAAGUGAAGACGGGGCGGAAUGACCGUAGAGAUGUAAACGUCCCAUUUGGACGUAAUAAACGAGGGGAAUUCCUACCUUUUUGAGCGUUUCUCCGGAAAUAACUCCAAAUUGGUAAACAUCUCGUUCUUCUUUGGACUGAAAAUUGGACCAAACAGGCACGAGGCGCUAGUGCACCCAGCAGAGGGGCAAAGCUUUCAAACGUUCAUGCAAAAGAAAAGUGGGGGAUUUUAUUGGGGUAUUCUUUCCCCAUUCGUGUAUGUAUUUACAUUUCUCCACUUUGGCAUUUGGCAUUUGGCAUUUGGCAUUUGACGCUCGAUGCUUGCGCGCAGUUUGUGCAUUUGGCCCUGUUUUACCUUCACAUUUACGCUAACGUUAACUUCAUUUUUAUUUUUAUUUUUGCUUUUUUUUUUUUUUUUUACCUUUUGAAUUGUUAAAAAGAUUUGCGCAUCCUUUUAGCGCAUCCCUUUAGCCCAUCGUUUUUACCCCUUGCUAAAUCCCACCUUUGCUGUUUUGCCGAGGCGC